This is a messenger RNA of Scomber japonicus (chub mackerel), 3054 nucleotides long. It is a transcript of the gene wfs1a, whose product is annotated as Wolfram syndrome 1a (wolframin). The record is from RefSeq and is a predicted model, not a curated record. The transcript has 10 exons. The coding region runs from base 1 to 3054 and encodes 1017 amino acids. Gene Ontology annotation, cellular component: endoplasmic reticulum; endoplasmic reticulum membrane. NCBI's taxonomy places the organism in Eukaryota, Metazoa, Chordata, Actinopteri, Scombriformes, Scombridae. Gene Ontology annotation, molecular function: protein binding. Gene Ontology annotation, biological process: endoplasmic reticulum unfolded protein response; calcium ion homeostasis.
AUGGAGAAGGAUUCCCCAUCAACUGCUGUCAACACCCAGGAAUCAUGCCCUCUCUUGGAUGGGCCAUCUCCUCUACAGACUCCUCCGUCACACAUCUCCAAUAACCACUCUGCUCCUCCCCCUCAGCCUACUAAAUCGCCAUCCUCUGCAGAAAAAACCAAAGAAGACAGAUCAUAUUCCUCCCUACCAUCCACUCACACCAUGUCUAAAUCAAUGGAUUCCCCUCCUUCUGUAGACAGCGCAGAACCUUUAUCUCUCGCUGUGUCCUCUAAACCCACAUCCACAGAUAUUUCCUCUAAUCCUCCAUCUCCUGCUGCACACAAAACACUACUUAUUACUCCUCAAGUAUCUAAGCUCACUUCUGCAGCCAGCAUAGGAUGUAGCAUUCCCACAGACUCCCCUCCAGCUUCCCCCACCACUGCUUCCACUACAUCUCCCUCCGCCUCUUCCACCAUCCCCAUGAAACGCACCUUUGCGUCCAUGGCCAAGCGGGUAAUAGUACAAGAAAGACUUAGAAAAGCAGAGGAGGAGGAUGCCAAUGAUGAAGAGGAUGAUGAUGAACCAGAGGAAGAUUUAUCCUUCGAACAGAUGGAGGAGAAAGCAAAAGCUGGUGAUGCCAGAGCUCAAACCCGUCUGGGUCAGCACUACUUGAUUCUUGCUAAAGAGAAGGACACAGAGGAAAAUAAUUGUCUUGCUGUGACUUGGUUUAUUCAAGCAGCGAAACAGGGAAGAAAAGGAGCAGCAAGAGCACUACAGCGUUGUUGGAUCCAGAAUAAAGGAAUCACUCCAGAGAAUGAGGCAGAUGUGCGGAAGUUGUCAACAGAGAGUAAGUUUGAGCAGGCGGUGCGUAAAGCUGCCAUGAUGAUGUACUGGAAGCUCAAUCCAGAGAGGAAGAAGAAGGUGGCGGUGGCUGAGAUGCUAGGAAAUGUCAGCCAGGUCCAUGCAGUGCAGACAGGUGGCACUGCAAACAGGCUUCCAAGCCCAACCACAGACCAGACGCAGAAAGUGCUAGAGAACAUGGUCAGCAAAGAGUCCAGACAGUUGGUGGACCUGGAUGACUUUGUUGAGAUGACUAAGAACUAUGCACAGGGUAUUGUCCCCUCUGCACCUCAAAGUGGUAGCAAAGUCACAGCCACGAAUGAAAGCCCUACAAUUGCUUAUGACAGCAGUGAAGAGAUGCUGCAGUACCCGCUGCGUGCCUUUAUUGAGAUGAAGGAGCACCUGGUCGACUGGGCAUCACGAGCCGGCGUCCAGUGGCUGAGCACAGUCAUCCCUACACAUCACGUUAAUGCACUCAUCUUCUUCUUCAUUAUCAGCAACCUGACAGUUGAUUUAUUUGCCUGUGUCAUCCCUCUGCUUGUCUUCUACCUCUCCUUCAUCUCCAUGAUUAUUUGCACUCUGCGUGUUUUCCAGAGCAGCAAGUCUUGGGAGAACUUUAGAGCUCUGACAUCUCUGCUGACACGUUUUGAACCUGGCCUAGAUGUGGAACAAGCAGAGACCAACUUUGGCUGGAAUAACCUCGAGCCGUACCUCUAUUUUAUCCUCUCUGUCUUCUUCGUCAUUUUCUCGUUCCCUGUAGCUGACAAGGGCUGGAUCCCCUGUUCUGAGCUCUCUACAGUGGCCAUCCUCUUUACUGCUAUCAGCUACUUGAGCCUCAGCCCCAGUGCUGUGAUGUAUGCACGCAAAGCUAUGGUCAUAGAGGUAGCAUCAUCUCUGUGUAGCCUGACUCAGUUACUGCCGGGGAAGAUUACAUGGAUUUGUUUCCUUGGACGCACCUUCACCACACUGCCACUAGGGGAGUCAGUGGAGCUGAAGCUCAGUCUCCCAUGCCUGCUGUACAUCUACCUGUUCUAUCUGUUCUUCAGCAUGGCCAGAAGGCGUGGCUUCCGGGGGACUUACUGCUUCCUGGUGCCAUACCUUGUGUGCUUCAUGUGGUGUGAGUUCUCAGUGGUGCUCCUUCAGAAUUCCUCUGCUGUGGGUCUGAUCCGCACCUGUGUGGCCUACUUCCUUUUCCUGUUCGCUCUGCCUGUCUUGGCAUUGGGCCUUGCUGCCAUGCUCUUCAUCCAGGUCUUCAAGUGGUUUCUCGAACUGGAGCUGACCAAAGUCAUUGUAACCCUGGUUGUGUGUGCAAUCCCAGUCACCCUGCGGCUCUGGACACGGUUUAGCAUGUCUAUUUUGGAUGUCUUCCACUCACUAACGCGUCAUGGCCCAGUCAAGCUUAUCUUACUCUGUAUCUCCAUGGUGAUCCUAUUCUUCUCUAUUUAUGUGUAUCAUUCAGAAGGACAGAAGGUGUACAACUCUACCCUGUCUUGGAACCGCUACAGCCAGGUGUGUGGGCCUCCUGCCUGGAAAACUAAAGGCAUGACCCAGACUCAGAUCUUCUGCAGCCACCUGCAGGGACACAGAGUCACCUGGGUUGGUCGCUUCAAGCAUGCCGGUGUGGCUGAGACAGAGAAUGGGGCGCAGUCAGUCAUCAACAUGCUGCCAGUGUUUAUGGGAGACUGGCUGCGCUGCCUGUAUGGAGAGGUGUAUCCUAAAUGUGAGCCAAAGAAUGCUACAGCUGCAAACCUAACAGCUGCCAGUUUGGCCAGCUCUGCAUCGGCUACAGUCUCACUGCCCAUACUGCUGCAAAUGCAAGAAGAGGAAGAGUUGUGUCAGAUUAAAGCUCUUGCCACACACACCUGCCAUGUCAAGCGCUUCGACAGCUUCCGCUUCGCGGUGACAAUAGGGAUGGUGAAGGAUGGAAAUGUAGAGGCAGAGGACCCAGCCAGUGAUAUAGUCCUAAUGGCCAGUCAUGAGUUCCAGCAGGUCCUGCUUAACCUGAACCCUGGUAACUUGGUGGGCUUCAGCACUGAGCUGGAGGGCCAUCUAGGAGUUAGAGCUCCAGUCUUUGAGUUGAAGGCUAUCAACUGUUUGGAUUGUGUUGCUUCACCAUUUACUGGAGGCAGGCAGGUGAAGAUAGAGAGAGACUGGAGAUGUACUACAAUGAAAGCGUUAAAGUUUGCAUUUGAUUUUUUCUUUUCUCCCUUCCUGUCAGCAAAAAUCAUUGCCUGA